Molecule: messenger RNA, 3645 nt
Organism: Ficedula albicollis (Collared flycatcher)
Lineage: Eukaryota; Metazoa; Chordata; Aves; Passeriformes; Muscicapidae
Gene: EFHD1
Product: EF-hand domain family member D1
Exons: 4
Cellular component (GO): mitochondrial inner membrane
Molecular function (GO): calcium ion sensor activity
Source: RefSeq, a predicted model, not a curated record
CCCCCCCGGGCCGCCGUCUUCAACCCCUACACCGAGUUCAAGGAGUUCAGCCGCCGGCAGAUCAAGGACAUGGAGCGCAUGUUCCGCCUGUAUGACUCAGGACGGGAUGGAUAUAUUGACCUGAUGGAGCUGAAGCUCAUGAUGGAAAAGCUGGGAGCUCCGCAGACCCACCUGGGGCUGAAGAACAUGAUUAAGGAGGUGGAUGAAGACUUUGAUGGAAAGCUCAGCUUCCGUGAGUUCCUGUUGAUUUUCCAUAAAGCUGCAGCUGGGGAACUCGAGGAGGACAGUGGCCUGUUGACUCUUGCAAAGCUCUCGGAGAUAGAUGUGUCCAUUGAAGGAGUCAAAGGAGCCAAGAACUUCUUUGAAGCUAAGGCUCAAGCCCUCUCCUCAGCCAGUAAGUUUGAAGCAGAGAUAAAAGCUGAGCAGGAUGAGCGGAAGCGGGAAGAGGAGGAAAGGAAGCACCGCCGAGCAGCUUUCAGGGAGUUAAAGUCUGCAUUUACCCAGUAAGCAGCCAGCCAAUAUGCACUCUGAAAUUGCACAUGACUUGGUACGUUUCCCAGAUCAGGGCUCUGCCUGGACAGAACUGCUUGGAUCCUGCCUAAAACUCAUCACAGUUUUGCUAGCCUUCCUUUCCUGAAGAUCCUCCUGAGCUCCUAAGGGCACAACUCUUGCAGUUACUAUGCAUUCAUGAUGAUGUGAAUAGUAGAAGCUGUGUACAGGCUGUUUGCUCUGAACUGUUACGAGCACAUCACCCUAAAGUAGAAACAGCAGGUAGCAAAUCAUGGGUGAGCACUGACAAGCGUCAUGUUUGCCUACUUCAUUCUUUCCUAUACAUCCUUUUUCUCUUAAUCCUGUGUUAAUUCAUUCCUUGCUUACAGGCAAGUAGUGAGGUCUCGUGUAAAUCAGGGUGUACAAAAUACAGCUUGACUUCUGUAUGUUUGUACUGCUGUUGGGUGUUGUCACCCUUUUCUUGUUCCUCAAAGCCCCGUGCCACAAGCACCGUGAAAACACUGUGAAGAGAGAAAGAUAAUUACUAGGGACAUGGAUCAAAUUCACUAUCAUUUUCUGUAGCAUUUUCUGCCACCCAGCAUGUUGAAGAGUCUUCCAGUUUCUCUUCUCUGAAGUGCCAUAGUAACAAACCCUUCAAUAAGAGGCGAGAUUUCCCAAGACUUCAAAGGGAAGAAGCUGGCUCUCUUAAACAAGGAAUAGAAAACUGAGUUGCCUGACCAUUUAUCUUCUUUCACAUUCCAUCACAUUUAGUGUACUGUAUAGCUUCACUGUUAUUUUCCAGGCUUAGGCAGCUGUAUCUGUUUUUAGGGGGUAUUGUCAGCUGGACAGUGCAGUUGGAUGGCACACUGGGGUUUUCUAUUUAGAAAUUUGCUCAUAGCCUGAAUCAUGAAGGUGACAUUGUUUGAUUUCAUUAGAGGCACAACAGAGGACACCAGCACAGCAUACUGAGAAACCCCUGCUCAGAGAGCAGGGAGGUGAGCACAUUUAAGUGAACUGAAUUUUGAGGGCUUGCAUUAUACUAUUAGCCAUGUUUUCUUGGAAACACAGGAAACUUGCCUACAAAUGUUGAGAUGCCCAGUGCUUGUCUGGAUAUAAACACUGUCAGUCAUGGCAGGGGAACUUCCCUCAGAGACCUCUCUCAAGACAUGGAUUUGCUCAAAUUCUGCCUCUGCUCUUGCCCAAAUUUGUGGCAAAAUGUUAAUUUUUUUCCAGAAUGAAACUCACCAGUCAUCUUUUCACUUGUCUGUUUUGCUUCUGAAACUGUGAGCACUAAACUGUGAGCAUGGAAUAAUAAAUAGAAAAACCUCUACUCUUUAAUGUCAGGUGAAAGAAUUGCUAAACAAUUAAACUGUGUAUAUAUCUUCACAGAUUAUAUUUUAUAAAUCACGCUUUUUUAGCUAAAUAUUUAUAAUUAAAUGUUUUUAUACUUUACAACAAAGCAGAUAAUUUCAUCUCCAAUUAUUUCUCCUGUUGCUGAAAUGUAAAAAUAAAGCAUUGUUAUCUCCAGUCUUGUCUGUGGUUUAUUUCAGGUCUUUGAAUAUAGCAUUUUUCACAAAUUACAGUAGUGAUCCCCAAAGCUUGGCAUCCUGACUUGGAUGAGUGGGGGAAGUGUUCAACCUCUUCUUGAUAACACUUCCUCUUCUGCACAGCAGUUCUGGUGUAAAAAGCCCUAAUGUUUGCAUUUCUUCAGAAAGGGACUUGGCUGUGUAAAUACUUGAAAUACUGCCCACUGCUAAAUGUUGACAUCUGAAGGUUGUCAGCCUUCCCUUAUCUUAAAAUAGCCUCUGUCUCAGCCCACAUAGUCCCCCAGCUUCAGGUUGCUUCAGCUAGAAUUCCCUUUACAUUUCCUGCUUCUGCCUUUAUUAAGGGAGAAAAAAGAAAAUUAGCAUGGAUAUCUGAAAAUGUGUCCAAGCAUUUUGUUUCUAUUACUGCUGAUCUGCUAAGCUUUGCUGGCAUGGCCACACUGAGGGGGUUCAGGAAGAGGUUUAACUAUGCCUUGUUACAGGUCCAGUGAUGAAAUAGAAGCCAUAAGUAUUUUAUCCCACGCAGCUCUGCUCUGUGCUGAUACAUUCACUGUGUCUAUGAGUUCUUGGGUCUCAGAGGUCAGGUAAAAUGUGAGUGAAGGUUGCUUAGUCUCUAUUUCCCCAGGAGAAUUGUUAUAGGGCAGCUCUUGAUUUUUGUGGGGACUUUUUUGUUGUUGUGUUGGUUUUCUUUCUUUCUUUAUAGCAUAGCAAGCACUGCUGAGUUGUACUGCUUUGCACAUGCAGCUGGGUAAGGAGCCCAGGGCUGCAGGAGAAAAGGGUGGAAAAAGGCUUUCCAGUUGUUGUAUUUUAAUAGAAUCAACUCCAGCUGCCAAGUUUCAGUAAGGAAAUUAAUAUUGUCUAUGGUUUUGCUCAAUUCAAACAGGUGCUGUUAGUUGGGACCUGCAGUCAGUGCAGUGAACAAUAAGUGCUUUUGGAUGUGCACUUAUUUGGAAGUAGCAGCAAUGUGUGUUUUGAAAUUAGCUUUGCAAAAAUGGACAUUGGGAAAUUAAUUGCUUUCUAAAUUGUUCUGUUUUACUGCCAAUUGUUGGAUUAGAUAACAGCAUCAUUAGGUUAUGCAGAAGUACUAAAGAGAAGUUGUCUAGCUGGAUCUCCCACCUAAAACCAUGUGACAACACUUAGUUGUAUUUACCUGUAAUUUAUCUAUUACAAUCCUUGAUGCUCUGGCCUUUUAUGCCUGAUGUCACCACGGGUGGCUUUCAAAGGUUCUGGCAAUCCCAGCUCUCUUUAGUGAUGCCUGUCUGGUAUUUCUGACAUGCCCCGGGUGAUUCUUAAGUCUGCGAUGGCAAGUAGAGGAGCUUGAUGAAAAGUGCGUUGCACUUAGUGGUCUUUCUCAGAAGGCACAAAUACUUGCCUCAAGUCAUUCACCAAGAAUGGAAACUUCAUGUAGUCCUUGGUCCCUGAAGGGAUUUUGUAGCACUUCAGCCUGUCUGGAUGCUCAGAUUGCAGUGGAUUUCUCCAUCACAGUCAUUGCCAUUGACUGCAGGGGACAGCUUAUGGCAGCAGGAAGUGUCACUUAAAGAGCUCAGUGUGGUCACAGUGGAGAGAAAGAGAAAUGGUGUGAUCAAGCUCUUCCUGGCUCAAGUUUCAGGGU